Molecule: messenger RNA, 3186 nt
Organism: Camellia sinensis
Lineage: Eukaryota; Viridiplantae; Streptophyta; Magnoliopsida; Ericales; Theaceae
Product: MND1-interacting protein 1
Source: RefSeq, a predicted model, not a curated record
UCUUUCUCCCUCUCUCUACUCUUCUUCUAGGUUUUCUUCGUCUUCAGCGUCGCUUGGGUGGGAGAGAGGGGCUCCGGCCUCCUCGCUCCUCUUUACCUCAUAUUUAUCAUUCCGUUUUCUCUGCGAUUCUGGUUAAAUAAAUCUUGGAAGCUUUGUAUUUCCAAUUUCUCCUUUCUUGUUAGUUGUUAUUCCCUUAGGUGGAAUUUUUCCUUGUUUCUCCUUUCCUCUUCCUUUCCACCUUACCCCAACCAUGAUUUUCAUUGGAUUUACUUUCUCCCUCCUCCUUCAUUGCACUCCAGUGUUGCCACUACCACACUGCCACUUGAUCUGCUAUCUCCCCGCCUCAACGAUUGUACCUCCACCUGUUCCCAACCCUUUUCUACUUUCUCAUCUUCACCAAUUUUGCUUGCCUCCAGCCGUCAAAUCCGCCGCCACCAUUCCAUUGGGCAAACUUGAAAUUGAGCCAAAAUUUUAGACUUAUAUGGUUAAAUUCUUACAAGCCUCAUACCACCAAAUUUUGCCAUUUUUUUAAUGUCUAUGGGAGAGCCCAGGGUUUGGCCCAAUAACGAAAUGAACCCACGUGAGCAAUGUAGGAGUAUAUAAAAGGCAAUGCAUGACCCUCGCAGGCUCUCUCUCUCUCUCUCUCUCUGAGCUACUCAGAGACCAUAACCAGACGCGGAUCUUCGAGACUAAUAUAGAAAAACACAUCCGAACCAAUAGGAGGGCUCGAUCGGUAAAACCCGAUAUUGAUCAGACCAAUCUCAUGGAUAGAACGUCAGUCUCUAAACCCGUAAUCGAAUCCGGUAUCAGACCUUUGAAUUACCAACUGGGUGUUAACGAAUUGUCCCAGAAUUCAAACCCUAACCCUAACCCUAACCCUAACCCCAAUUUUGAUGAUAGUGGUUGGGGAUACUGUACUGAAGAGCAAUUAGAGGAGAUUCUGUUGAAGAACUUGGAGUUUUUGUAUAAUGAAGCUAUUUCAAAGCUUGUUGCUUUGGGUUAUGAUGAGGAUGUUGCUCUUAAAGCUAUAUUGAGGAAUGGACAUUGCUAUGGUGGAAUGGAUGUGUUGACUAAUAUAUUGCACAAUUCCUUAGCUUAUUUGAAUAGUGGGUGUGGUGGUAAUACUGGGAAUUCUGAGGAUUCUGAACCCAAUUUCAUUGAUUUGAGACAGUUGGAGGAGUACUCUCUGGCAGCUAUGGUGUGUUUGUUACAACAGGUUAAGCCCCAUUUGACUAAAGGUGAUGCCAUGUGGUGUCUCCUGAUGAGUGAUCUUCAUGUGGGUCGAGCGAGUGUGAUGGAAAUUCCGGUUCUUCCCCCGACUAGUAAUAAUGGGUGUAGCAGUCCGUCUCCUAGCAAUGCAGAGAGUGUUAGUAACAAUCCAGUUGGGGUUGCCCCGGCAUUAUGCAGGUUUCAUGGAGGUUGGGGUUUUGGAAAUGGUGGUACUUCUGAAUUUCCUGUAAAUGGGUUUUUCUCACAUGCAUCGGAAAUGAAUUUGCAUAAAGAGAUUGAAUGUCCAAAGAGGUUCAAUCUUACUCCUUCGAUGAAGUCUUUGUUGAAGAGGAAUGUUGCAAUGUUUGCUGCAGGCUUUAGAGCAAACUCAAAACAAAUGCAGACGCAAUCGCAGGCUUGUGCUAGCUCUUUGUCGAGUGGAGAUUCAUCAUCUGCUGCUGUUUCAGGGGUUGAGGUUCCAAGUGAGCAGAACGAGGAGCUCCCGAAUUCAAAGAACCAAGAUGUGGUUAAUUUUGUGUUGAAUAAAUUUCGUGAAUUGAAUCUUGAUGAGAAUAUGGAGUAUGUGCCAGAAGAUCAGAAAGAUGAGAUGAUUUUGAGCUUAAUUCAUCAGAUUAAGGAUAUUGAGAGACAGGUGAAAGAGCGGAAGGAGUGGGCUCACCAGAAGGCAAUGCAAGCUGCAAGGAAGCUCAGCAAUGAUCUUACAGAGCUGAAGAUGUUAAGGAUGGAAAGGGAGGAGACCCAACGAUUGAAGAAGGGGAAGCAGACACUUGAGGAUACAACUAUGAAACGCCUUUCGGAAAUGGAAAAUGCUCUAAGGAAGGCAAGUGGUCAAGUGGAUCAUGCAAAUGCUGCUGUGAGGCGCCUUGAGACUGAGAAUGCAGAAAUUAGAGCAGAGAUGGAGGCUUCCAAGUUAAGUGCGUCAGAAUCGGUUACAACUUGCUUGGAGGUUGCAAAGCGGGAGAAAAAGUGCCUGAAGAGGCUUUUGGCUUGGGAGAGGCAGAAAACCAAGUUGCAGGAGGAAAUUGCAGCAGAGAAACAGAAGAUUUCAGACUUGCAGCAACAGUUGAUUCAGAUUGAGGCAGCUCAAAAAGAGGCUGAGGUAAAGUGGAGGCAGGAGCAGAAAGCUAAAGAACUAGCCUUAGCCCAAGUGGAGGAGGAACGGUGCCUCAAGGAAUCAACUGAGGCUAGUAAUAAGAGAAAGCACGAGGCCUUGCGCCUAAAGAUAGAGAUAGACUUCCAGCGUCACAAAGAUGAUCUUCAAAGACUGGAGCAAGAACUUUUGCGGCUUAAAGCGUCUGUUGAAUCCACUGAGCUACAUCAUCAAUCUAAUAAUGUAUCAAUGGCAAACCCUGAAGGGGCAAAGCCCCAAGGAGAAACUAUUGCAAGGUUACUAGAUGAGUUGGAUAAAUUGGAGGAUUCUUCAGAUAAAGAAGUGGUUUGUGAUCGGGAAUGUUUAAUUUGCAUGAAAGAUGAAGUAUCUGUUGUUUUUCUGCCAUGUGCCCAUCAAGUUCUGUGUGCCAAUUGCAAUGAGGAUUAUGCGAAGAAGGGAAAAGCUACAUGCCCAUCUUGCCGGUUGCCAAUUGAACAAAGAAUCCGUGUGUUUGGCGCAAGCUCGUAGUCAUGUUGCCGGGCUUAAAAGUGGUGUGCUUAGUAAAACCCUUUUGAGGUUGACUAAAAAUAUGUGGAUACACCCUGGCUGUUGGUAUUUAUUUUAUUUUAUUUUUUCAUUCUGUUGUGGUGUCAACUUAAUAUAUUGUAUGUAAAUAAGCAGCAAAGCCUGAGGCUUGUGCUAUUGUCUCCAAAUGAUUGCAAUGGUUGUUACUUGUGACUAUGCAAAAAGCAGAAAAUGAGGAAAGCAUUUUCUCAUAUCUGGCUUUUGGCUUUAAUAUAUAUCUGUGGAGUUUUAUGAAGAAACAGUCUGGCUUUAAUAUAUAUCUGUGGAGUUUUAUGGAGAAA